Messenger RNA from Phymastichus coffea, 1463 nucleotides. It is a transcript of the gene Dnz1, whose product is annotated as palmitoyltransferase ZDHHC3. Gene Ontology annotation, cellular component: endoplasmic reticulum; Golgi apparatus. The transcript has 4 exons. The coding region runs from base 288 to 1112 and encodes 274 amino acids. The record is from RefSeq and is a predicted model, not a curated record. Gene Ontology annotation, molecular function: protein-cysteine S-palmitoyltransferase activity. Gene Ontology annotation, biological process: peptidyl-L-cysteine S-palmitoylation; protein targeting to membrane. Lineage: Eukaryota; Metazoa; Arthropoda; Insecta; Hymenoptera; Eulophidae.
ACCACCACCACCACCACUACCGUUAUUAAAAGGAUAAUUCAAGUUUGUAUAUAUAGCGAACCGUGGGAUCUCCUCUUUGUAUACAAUAGUAAUGCUCGCAACCGCGUGAAAGUCGACUUGAAAAAGAGGAAGAAUAAAAGGAAAGCAGCAGGUUGUGGCAUACUAUACUUCAACAAUCAGUAACGUUGUAAUAGUUAUGCGGCUUCUAUUAAGAUAAGGAAAUUCCGAAUUUCAUUACUAUAUCAUAAGAGCGUGAUGUGGGUAGAGAUGCCCACAGCCCGGGGUAAAUGAUGUUCGUGAAAGAUCCCUGUGGUAUCGUCUGCAUCAUCAUUACUUACGUCGCCGUAUUCUACGCUGAUUAUGUCGUCAUCAAUUGGAUCAUCCUGCAUACCAUGCAGGACAGUUUAUGGGGUCCAUUUCAUGUCAUCACUUUCAAUACAGUGGUAUUACUGCUGAUGAUGUCCCAUUUGAAAGCAGUAUGUAGUGAUCCAGGAGUGGUACCUCUGCCACAAUCAAGAAUGGACUUUUCUGAUAUUCACACAGGUAGCUCUGGGGGAGAUGAUUGUGACGAGAGAGAUGAUUGGACAGUUUGCACUAGGUGUGAAACUUACAGACCACCUAGGGCUCAUCAUUGUAGAAUUUGUAAAAGGUGUAUUAGAAAAAUGGAUCAUCAUUGUCCAUGGAUAAAUAAUUGUGUGGGAGAAAGAAAUCAAAAGUACUUUAUGCAAUUUUUAGUAUAUGUUGGUACUCUAGCUUUAUACGCAAUAGUUUUAGUUAUUCUAUCUUGGGCAUUUGAUUGUCCACAGUGUAGCAAUGACAUGGCAAUAAAACAGACUCGCAUCUUACAUUGUGUGAUAUUAGUAUUAGAAUCAGUUUUAUUUGGGCUUUUUGUCAUAGCAAUUCUAAUAUAUCAAUUUCAAGCUAUCUUUGAUGAUGAAACUGCAGUUGAAAGAGUUCAAGGGGUCCACAGUCAUCAUAAGAAUGUACAUGCUUUUACAUUACUUGCCCAAGUUUGUGGCAAAAGUCAUCCAAUAUUCUGGCUGCUUCCAUGUCAUAAUCCGCCUCGUUAUUCUUAUAGACGAGAUGAUCACCUACUUGAUCAUCAAGUUUGAUGCAACGUUUGUUUUGCAAGUAUUCUUAAGACAAUUAGAUAGCUAUUUUUGUUUGAUUUUUAUAAAGAAAUAAUGCUCCAAUAGGAUUAAUUAUUUAAUUAUUGGUUCUACAGUAAUUUUCUUACAUAAAUACUUUUAUAAAUUAUCAUACAUUGAAAUUUACUGAAAACACAAAUAUCUUUUAAUACAAUUUUAUAGCCAAUUGAUAAAUGAUUUAAUUAAUUAAAAUUUUGCCAAAUAAAAAAUAUAGAAGUGAAAGUAUAUAAAUAAUAAUAUGAACAUAGAUUCAUAUAGUAUAACAUUUUGUAUUUAUAUUACCAUUUAUUUUUUGAUAUCUUUGUAAAACUUACA